AUCGAAGGCAUGUGAGGAAUUCCUUUAAUUUGAAUAAAGCUGAGAGCAGGUAAACAAGUCUCCAGCUGGAUAUCCUGUGGUUAAGUCAAUAUUUACGCAUCAUAAAGUCCUCGGAGGAUUGAGUGUUUAUACGCAGAUCCCGUUAAAUUCACAUCAGGUUGUUGUUGUAAAGUCACGUCCACGGUGUCGUGUUCAGUCGUAGCGUGACGGUGUUCAUGUAUCCACCCCCCACUUUUCUUGACAACGCCUUCCGACGUCAGCCGCACCGAAACUUGAAGGAAACUCACCUGGCAGGCUGGGAGAGGGACGCACGGACAGUGAAGGAGGAUUCAAAUAAUAAAAACAUUUUCCCAGGAGCUGUCAGGUGUUACAAUGUGAACUCACUGACAGACCUGCUGAUUUUGAAGAACUGGUGCCUUUUUUGAAGACGAUCAUAACUCCACCGAGCGCACUUUCAUUAUUUAAGUCACUGAAGAGGCUUCCGGGUUGGAAGUUCACACAGGCGGCUGAUAGUGAGUCUGAUUCAGUCCUGGGAAGAAACAUGGACAUGGAGGACAUCGAGCUGCAGGAGAAAAAGACGAAUGGAGACUAUGGAGCGACAUGUUAAUAUUCCCCGAUAUUUACCUCCUCCUAGAUGACAGCAGGUAAUGGAGGCAGUGCAGCAGAGCGUGGAGAGUUACUUAAUCCUCGGACUGCAGAUCAUAAUGGGGAGAUGGCGUCUUGUAGCAACGCAGCAGAAAAUGGAAUGAAUCUAGGAAAUGCAAAGAGGAGCUCCGUGUGCAGGGUGAAGAAAGAGCUGAACGAGGUCGUCUUCUGGAAAAUCAGACUAUGGAUGGUCGUCGUCUUCAUCUUUCUCCUCAUCGCUGCUGUGAUCCUGAUUUCGCUGCUCCUGUGCUCACUUAUCUAUGAUGACCCGGAUGAGAAGUUUGAUCCUUCGUUGUUCAAAGUUCCUCUGUAUUUUAAUGGGAGCUUCCAGCUGCCUAAUCUGGCGUUUACAGAGGAGCUUUACUCCAGUGAAAAUCAAGCACUGGCUGCUAACAUUGAAAAUAAGCUCUCUGACCUUUAUAGAGCCUCCCCUGCUCUGGGAAGAUAUUUCAACAACACUGAGAUACAUGGUUUCAGAAACGGUUCAGUCAUCGUUGACUACCAGCUGACAUUCCUCAUGCCUGAAGAAAACCAGGAUCAGCUGAGAAACUUUACUCUGAGCAGGGAAAUGGUCUACAACGUGUUCAGACAGUUUCUAUAUGACCAGGAAGCAGAUGAGUCAGCGCCCACGUACAUUGAUCCAGUUUCCCUGAUCAUGUUUUUAGGACACUGACGACAACAUGUUCCCAAACAGACACUCAUAUGUGCAGCAUAUGACUUCUCAGUCUCAUGUGUGAACUUCCCACAUGUGUGUAGAAAUGCUUCAUAUGAUGCACAGGAAGCUACGUGACCACAGUUACGGCAACGUCAGUCACGACUGCAGCUCAUGCAUGCAUGAGUUCAUUGUGGGUUCUGUCUUAACAGACUGCUCUUAAUUCAAACCAAUCAACAAACUGUGCAGGACUCGUCCAGUAAAAUGGACUCUUACAAGAGUAUACUGACAAAAAAAGCAGGACUUUGCUGAGCAUAUGCUGAGAUUAUAUUGUGUAUUUCCGUGCCUUGCAUAACUGCAAGUUUAUCAAGUGUUGAUUGAAGUGUCACUCCUGUAAUUAUUUAUAUCCAUCUUUUAAUUGUCACUGUGAUUAAUGCAUGGCCAUUUGUGCAAAACCUGUGGCUGAAUAUGUUUGUUUUUUUAAUGUAAAUACAUGUUUUUUAUAUGUGCCAUGUAUCUUCUGUCACCAAAUUUGCAAACCAAAACUGGACUGUGGACUGUUCUGGAAACAUUUGCUUAGAGGGUGACAAACAUUUAGGAAAAUAAGCUUUGACUCCAUGUACAGUUUAUAAGUAAAUGCAUUACAUUUGCAUUUCUCUGAAGCUUUGACCUCAUUAACCUGCUGUAUUUCUAACCAUCUUCAUGGUUGAACAGUAGAGGGUGUGCAUGUCCCACAUGAAGUGACCAAGUACUGUUGACUUUGUUUGUUUUAAUCCUACACUGACAUAUUGUCUUGCUGAGUUGUGUUUGUAGCAGGUUGUUGCAUUUAAUAGAACCGGUGGUAUAUGUUUAACAUGUUUAUCAACUAUGUCAGAUUACAGUUUGUGUCCUCGCAGUGAUCCAUCCUCUAAUAAGAUUACAGCUGUGCAUAAUGUUUAUGCCAAAUUAACCGUUUAUAAACUAUCUAUCAGUUAGUAGCUAUAAGCUAUCCAUCCACCACAUGGUUAUUAACAGGUUGUCACUUCAGUUCAUUGCACUCAGUACAAGACUUCAUAGGAGGAGUUGACGUUUGAGCCAACUUCUAAAUGAGAAGAACUUCUUAUUUUUGUGGUGAAAACACGUCUGAUUAAUGCUGAUGGUAAUGGUUUCAUUAAAAUAAACUUGUAAGAUAAAAAAGAAAGAAUACUUUUACAGAUGUUGUAUUUGUCAGUAUUUGUCUGCUGAAAGUUAAUGUGAAGCUCAGAUGUAUUUUCAGUUACAGAGUCUGUUAAUCCCCAUUUUAUUUGCAAUGAAUUUUGGGUUAAUAAAAAGCCAAGAUUUUUUAAUAUAAA
Molecule: messenger RNA, 2628 nt
Organism: Larimichthys crocea (large yellow croaker)
Lineage: Eukaryota; Metazoa; Chordata; Actinopteri; Sciaenidae
Gene: c15h3orf52
Product: chromosome 15 C3orf52 homolog
Exons: 7
Coding region: 635-1318 (227 amino acids)
Source: RefSeq, a predicted model, not a curated record